CUAUGGAACUAACAAGAUGAAUAAAAAUAAACUGAUUCAUGAUUUUCUGGAAGUAGUCUCAGGAGGUGAUGUGGAACUCAUCUAUGACCGUAUUUCCAAAGUCCAUUCCAUCCUCGGACACCUUGACUUUGAGCACCCAAAGACAGGGAAUACACCUCUCAUUACUGCAGCAGCAGAAAAUCUAACAGAGGUUGUAGGACUUCUUCUGGAAAAAGGAGCAGAUAUCACCCUUUGCAAUUACAGCCAUCAAACUGCCGUCCACGUAGCUAAUUGUGACAUCCAAAGACAACUCUUGGCAAGCAAUAGAAUCCAGGCUCCCCAAAUGCAACUUCUACAAAGUUCAUGGCAAGGCGAUCUUAAACAACUUCAACACCUGCUGGCAUCUGAAGAGUUCCUGGAUAUAAAUUUCCCAAACCAACAUGGCCUGACCCCUCUGAUGCUGGCUGUGAGAGACGUGGACCUGUUUGAGAGUCUUGAUAUGUUGACAGUAUACAGACCUGUGGAAGUUCUCUCCGAGCUCCUCAGGCAUCAUGCAGAUCCUAAACUCUGUGAUUCUAGUGGAAAGUCAGCAAUACAUUAUGUGUCCCAGAUAGAGAGUUUAAAGAAACAGCAAUUAUUGGACAUUCUGCUGAGUUCUCUGCCAAAACCAGAAAGACAUGCUGAAUCACUGCUUGACAUUUGUCAUGAUACAAACUCUUCUCCAGCUGAUGUGAUGUCAGUUACCCAAAAUCAAAACAUCAUCUUGCGAAGCAUCAGCAGCAGUGAGGAGUUUGACCAAGAUGAUGACUUCAGUCAUCCCCUACUUGUCAGUGAAGAGGGAGGUCCCAGUGGUGUCCGACAGGCCUGGCAACCCAGGACAGAAGGUCUUGAGAUCAUUGUGGCUUUUCCAAAAGACGUCAGUCAUCCCCAAGAAAUGUGCCAGGAAGACUUCAAAGAAAACAAUCAGAGAGCCUUAGUGCCUCAAGAAUGGGCACAAGCACAUUCCGUUUCUCUUCCAAAUGAAACUGAGACAGUGAACUUCAAGACAAAGAGGCUGAGCACGCGGCCUUUACUCCUGAAGAAAGAGGAAAGUACCAAGGAUCUCUGGGAUGUCAACUCUGACUUUUUGCUGCCAAGACCUUGCUUAGAACCAAGCAUCUCCAAGUCUGUAACCAGAGAAGAUGCCCCUCAUCUCCCCAAGGAGCUGCAAAGAAAAUAUGAAGAGUCUUCUUCAUUCGAUAUGAAGUACUGUAGCCAAAGGAUGGAGUUCUCCCUGCCACCAUUGUCAUUCUUGCCCAUGCCAUCUGGUGUCCCUACCAUCUCCCAAAAUCACAAGGAUCCGAAAUACAGAGAAAGAAAUAUUCCAAGCCCCACAUCUUUUGUACCUAAGCUUUCAGGAUCUGUUAGUCAAUCUGAUGAAUUUAGCUCAUCAAACAAGCCACAGGAAGCCCCAUUUAAGGUGCUGAUGGAUCAGACUUUUAGGUCUUCUGAUAGCAACAUUUGGUCAAGAAACAUGUGCUCUUUUUGGAAGGCUAACCAUCACAGACAACACUUGGAGAUGGAGGCGAAUUGGAAAUCCAAGGAAAUAGAAGGAUGUGACAAAACUGAAAUCUCUCACUUUGAACAAGGGCAGUCUUGGGUGUCUUUUGAGAAUUCUAAGCAUGACAACAUUCCUGCAGACAGUGAAGAGGAUAUUGACUACCAUGGAAGUAAAAUGAGGAAAGCAGAAGAAGAGAACUCUCAGUAUUUUUCAUCAAGAACGAAAGAGAGUUCAGUAGCCAAGAGCUAUGAACAAGAUCCAGAAAUCAUAUGUACCAUUCCAAGCAAGUUCCAGGAAUCCCAGCAUUCAGAAGUCACUCCAAGCCAGGAUAACGAGAUGAGAAAUAAUAACGCUGAUUCAAAGAGCACUUCAUUACAUAAAAGUGAAGUAAUUGAGCCAAAUGUUUUAGAAAAGUUUACUGUGCUUAAAAGCUUGUCCAAUGUCGUCUUUGAUAGCACCAUUGAGAAGCUCCCAGAAGGUCUUAACAGCACAAGGACAAACAUAAAAAUCGCAGAAGUGGACAAACUAGAGAUAAAUGGAAUGGUUCCUCUUAUUCAUGUCACUUUCCCUGCCGAUGGAACUCCCAAGGAACCAGCGAUAAUUAAACCAAGCCUCCAGAAAAGAAAGGGAACUACUCAUAACAAUCAUAGUGUUAACAUACCUGUACACCAAGAAAAUGACAAGCGUAAGAUGAAUACCCAUAGAAAUAAGUUGGAUCCAAAGACCAAGACAAGUAACAAGACACCUCAGAAUCUCAUGAUUUCUACUGAAGCUUCCACUAAGUUCACCAUGCAUAAGACCAGCAUAAAAACUCAAUUUUUCCCAGCUUUGGGGCUUGUUGACACCAGGCCUCAACAAUUGCCCACGUUUCAAAGGAGAAUGCCACAAACAAAAAAGAAACAAUCAACUCACCGAACUCAGAAACCUAAAAAACAGUCAUUUCCUUGCAUCUGUAAAAAUUCAGGAAUAAAAAAGUCAUUUGUUCCUCCCUCUGCUCAACCAACAAAGCCAAGACUAAAUUACCUAGAUCUUAAGUAUAGUGACAUGUUCAAAGAAAUCAAUUCAGCUACUAAUGGACCUGGAAUCUAUGAAAUGUUUGGGACCCCUGUUUAUUGUCAUGUGCGAGAGGCCGAACGGCGUGAAAACAAGUAUUACCAUGAGAUAUGUUCGGCUCCAUCGGGCAGAUGUAUCACCAGUAAGUGUCGGUCUUCACACAGUGAGAGGAUCAGCAACUGCAGAACAAGACUUUCUCAGAGAAGACCACGUAUUAAGGCCCCAAAGGCUUCACUUGACAUUAAACAAGAGCACAAAGGCUUGAUUUCAAAAGAAAAGGGUUGCAAGGCUGUAGGUAGCAAUCUACAGGACAUUGGAAAAGGUAAUGAUAUAUUCAAACCAGACUGGCAGAUAAAAUCUUCAGGAAAUGACUUUCUAUCUUCCAAAGAUGAAGUUCAUCCCAUGAACUUGGCUCAGACUCCUAAGCUGUCCACUGGACAGAACGAACUCCUUCCUGUCUCAGAUUUAUCUAUUGUUGAAGAAGUUUUUUUGGAAGCGUCUACUGAUGGAGACUUUUCUAGCAAUCAAAUACUUGCCAUGAGCCUCAGAGAUUUGCAGGAACUUGAAGAGCUGCAUCACUCGACUCCAUUUGUCCCUUCAGAGAACAGCUGGGCAGUGCCCAGUGAGAAGAGUUCUAAUAAGCAUAUACCACAAGAAAAGCAGAAUACAGCCUCUCUUGGUAAAAUACAUUCCAGUCUAAUCUUAACUAAUGAUCUAGAACUUGAUGGUGUUUCAGAUAUGUCUAAAAUGUUUAUGAGUUUCUCUUUCCAAGAGAAACAAGAAAGCACGUCUUUCCAAACAUAUCAUCAACUCUGGGCACGUUCUUCUGAUCAUGAUAGUUUAGCAAAUAAGCCUAUCACAUAUCAAACAUCUGGAAAAUCUUUAAAUGACACAGGUUCAAUUAUUUCCCAAGAAAUUCUGGACUCUGUAAAGAAUGAGGAAUUGACAGAUGAACUAUUAGGAUGUCUAGCUGCAGAACUAUUAGCUCUUGAUGAGAAAGACUGCAACUCUUGUCAAAUUAUGGCAAAUGAAACAGAUCCUGAAAAUCUAAAUCUUGACCUCAGUAGGAGAGGAAGUAUCACAAAACAAUCGGGCAGAGAGACCACACAUGUCAAAAUACAGAGGCAUAGUAAUGGGCUCAGGAUAUAUGACAGGGAGGAGGAACUUCUCAACUCAAAUGAAAAGAAGACAUUUUCUGAAAAUAGUUUAAAGUAUGAAGAACCUGUCCUGUGGACCAAGGGUGAGAUCCUUGGGAAGGGAGCCUAUGGCACAGUAUACUGCGGUCUCACUGGCCAAGGGCAGUUAAUAGCUGUAAAACAAGUGGCUUUGGAUACCUCUAAUAAAUUAGUUACUGAAAAAGAAUACCGGAAACUACAGGAAGAAGUAGAUUUGCUCAAAACCCUGAAGCAUGUCAACAUUGUGACCUAUUUGGGAACAUGCUUGGAGGAGAACACUGUGAGCAUUUUCAUGGAGUUUGUUCCCGGUGGUUCAAUCUCUAGUAUUAUAAACCGUUUUGGGCCAUUGCCUGAGAUGGUGUUCUGUAAAUACACAAAACAAAUUCUGCAAGGUGUUGCUUAUCUCCAUGAGAACUGUGUGGUACAUCGAGAUAUCAAAGGAAAUAAUGUUAUGCUCAUGCCAACUGGAAUAAUAAAGCUGAUUGACUUUGGCUGUGCCAAGCGUUUGGCCUGGGCAGGCUUAAAUGGCACCCACAGUGACAUUCUUAAGUCCAUGCAUGGGACUCCAUAUUGGAUGGCCCCAGAAGUCAUCAACGAGUCUGGCUAUGGAAGAAAAUCAGAUAUCUGGAGCAUUGGCUGCACUGUGUUUGAGAUGGCCACAGGCAAGCCUCCACUGGCCGCCAUGGACAGGAUGGCUGCCAUGUUUUACAUUGGAGCACACCGAGGACUGAUGCCUCCUUUACCAGACCACUUCUCAGAAAACGCAGCAGACUUCGUGCGCAUGUGUCUCACCAGGGACCAGCAUGAGCGACCUUCUGCUCUCCAGCUCCUGAAGCACUCCUUCUUGAAGAGAAGUCACUGAACAUACAGCCAGACUUUCUACCCAGUUCCACCGCAGAUGCUCCCUUACUGCUUGAUUGUGGGGAAUGAUGGUUAAGGGACCUGUUUUCCUACUGGAAACUCAAUCUAACCCAG
Molecule: messenger RNA, 4722 nt
Organism: Carlito syrichta (Philippine tarsier)
Lineage: Eukaryota; Metazoa; Chordata; Mammalia; Primates; Tarsiidae
Gene: MAP3K19
Product: mitogen-activated protein kinase kinase kinase 19
Exons: 13
Coding region: 17-4609 (1530 amino acids)
Biological process (GO): protein phosphorylation
Molecular function (GO): protein binding; ATP binding; protein kinase activity
Source: RefSeq, a predicted model, not a curated record